This is a messenger RNA of Menidia menidia (Atlantic silverside), 1005 nucleotides long. The record is from the annotation of a GenBank genome assembly. NCBI's taxonomy places the organism in Eukaryota, Metazoa, Chordata, Actinopteri, Atheriniformes, Atherinopsidae.
AUGGAAGCUAAAGCCAAAAAGAACUUUUCUCCUCAAGGUGGAAAGAAGCUGACUAAAAAAGGAAAAGAUAACAUAGGGACCAAACUCAGCGGGAAACCAGGCAGUAAAACAGGCGGCAAACGGCCCUUCAAACCGUACAAUGCAGAGAAGAAGAGCUGGUCGGGGAACGCCAAAGGCGGUGGCAAGAAGGAACAGAAGGCGGUUCCCUACAAAACAGGAAAAGGUCCACAGGGAAAAAGAGCAUUUCCAGGAAGAAGAGAGGAGAAAGGGGCUGGUGGAGGUCCAGCCGCCAAGAGGCCCAAGAGAGGCGAGUUCCCCCCCGAGAAGCAGCCGCUGACGGAGGAGGAGAGCCAGAACAGGCAGCAGAAGAGGAAGGAGCUGAAGAAGACCCGGCAGCAGGCGGAGAGGAAGGACAUGUUUGACAUCAUCUGCCAGGCCAAACGCGUGUGGGAGAACCUCCGGAGGAAGUCCUGUGACGACGAGAUGAAGAAGAAACUGAUGAAGGAGCUUCAUGAUCUGAUCCGGGGGAAGAUCAAGCAGAUGGCGUUUGCUCACGACACGGUGCGGGUGCUGCAGUGUUUCAUCCAGUUCAGCAGCCACAAGCAGAAGCACGAGGUGUUUGAGGAGCUCCAAGAUCAGGUGUCCCUGCUGUGCAAGUCCCCGUACGGCCGGCACGUGGUCAAGAAGCUGCUGAUGUACGGGGACAAGGCUCUGGUGGCGGCUGUGAUCCAGACCUUUAGGGGGAAGGUGCAGAAGCUGCUGCGGCACGCCGCCGCCUCCAGCGUGCUGGAGUACGCCUACAACGACAAGGCCCUGCUGACCCAGAGGCUGCUGCUGACCGCCGAGCUGUACGGCAACACCUACACCGUCUGCAAGACUCGUUUGAGGUUUUCCAACAGUCUCUACUCCUACAUGCCUCCUCGUACCGAGACUGGCGUUAUUUGUGGGCGUAACCUGAGACACAGCCACCAUCGUGGCAACCACACACCACCUGAGGCUGGCUGA